Phalaenopsis equestris is the source of this 796-nucleotide messenger RNA. Its product is annotated as ubiquitin-conjugating enzyme E2 36-like. Gene Ontology annotation, biological process: DNA damage tolerance; protein K63-linked ubiquitination. The record is from RefSeq and is a predicted model, not a curated record. Bases 90 to 551 code for a protein of 153 amino acids. Gene Ontology annotation, cellular component: nucleus. The transcript is spliced from 8 exons. NCBI's taxonomy places the organism in Eukaryota, Viridiplantae, Streptophyta, Magnoliopsida, Asparagales, Orchidaceae. Gene Ontology annotation, molecular function: ubiquitin conjugating enzyme activity.
CUGCAGUUUUAUUCGACGUAUAAGCUUCCGGAGUCCUUCCUGCCCCCUCUCUCCCUCUCUCUCAACCCUUCACUUGCAGAGGAACAAGGAUGGCAAACAGCAAUUUGCCCCGCCGGAUCAUCAAGGAAACGCAGCGUCUCCUUAGUGAGCCAGCUCCAGGGAUCAGUGCGUCGCCCUCGGAGGAUAACAUGCGCUACUUCAAUGUUAUGAUCCUUGGUCCGUCACAAUCUCCAUAUGAAGGAGGAGUUUUUAAGCUUGAACUUUUUCUCCCCGAAGAAUAUCCAAUGGCUGCUCCAAAGGUCCGUUUUCUUACUAAAAUAUACCAUCCCAACAUUGACAAGCUUGGAAGGAUUUGUCUUGAUAUUCUGAAAGAUAAGUGGAGUCCUGCUCUGCAAAUUAGGACAGUUCUGUUGAGCAUCCAAGCCCUUCUGAGUGCUCCAAACCCAGACGACCCACUUUCUGACAACAUUGCUAAACAUUGGAAAACAAACGAAGCCGAAGCUGUUGAGACAGCUAAGGAAUGGACUCGUUUAUAUGCAAGUGGUCCGUAGCCGCAUUUUCAGCAUGAGAAAUUAUACCAUUCUCAUAUACCCGAGUAUGAUUUGAAGGCAAUGAUGACUGGGAAGUUUGAUAGCUUUUCCAUCAAUGAGAUGGUGGCUUGAAAUCUGCAUAAUGUAAACUAGCUUAUAAUUUCAGAACGACUAAGUAUCUUUAUCAAGAGAUGUUUCCAAUACACUUGCAAGUCUACCGUCCAAAUUGUUAUUAUCAUGCAACUACAUGUUUUUUUCCAAUCUUA